UUUCCAAAGGUCUCUGUGCUGUUUCUUUGUGAUGAUCCAUGUCUUGUGCAAAGACUGUCAUUCACAGCAUCUUGAAUGUGGCACGGCUGUGAAAAACAGCAGAAUUAUAGGAGGUCAAGAUGCAACCCCAGGAAAUUGGCCCUGGCUGGCAUUUAUAACUGUUUUUAACCAGUUUCAGUGUGGAGGGUCCCUCAUCAGUGACCAGUGGGUACUGACAGCUGCUUCUUGCGUAACACCUCAAGAGUCCGGUGACACAGCUGUAUUUCUGGGCGUCCAGAAUCUAACAGGUCCAUUUCCAACUGUAGUGGGUCGAACAGUGAAUAAAAUCAUCUGCCAUCCUGACUACAGCCACUUGACCCACAAAAACGACAUUUGUCUGCUGAAGCUGUCCACUCCUGUGAAUUUCACAGACUACAUUCGGCCAAUCUGCUUAGCUGCAGAAAACAGCACUUUCUAUGCUGGGACGAACACCUGGGUCACUGGCUUUGGUAUAACUAGUAACCUCACGUUCCCCAACAUCCUGCAGGAGGUAAAUGUGCCAGUAGUGGGAAACAAUGAGUGCCAAUGUUAUUAUGAAGACGUGCAGUUCGCCAGUAUUACUGAAAACAUGAUCUGCACUGGACUCCAAGCUGGAGGGAAGAGCCCAUGUUUUGGAGAUGGAGGCGGACCACUCAUGAUCAAAAAAGAUUCAGUCUGGGUCCAAAUUGGAAUCGUGAGUUUCAGUGUCGGCUGCGCCCAACCACUGAGACCUGAAGUCUACACUCGUGUGUCGCAGUACACGAAAUGGAUCAGGGACACCAUCACCGACACAGAACCAGGCUUUGUCACCUUCACCUCUACAGGCACUGACAGCGACUUGAGCUUUAAUUGUUCAGCAUUUGUACGGCCUACCCCUGCUCCUGUUCCUACCACUGUUCCUACCACUGUUCCUACCACUCUUCCUAACACUGUUCUUACCGCUGUUCCUUCUACUUUUCCUAACAUUGGUGGGUGUAACAAUGUGUUUUGCAGUGGUGAAAAUCUGAUCCACUUCACUCACUUCACCUCACUCUUCGUUCUCAUUGCAUUGCUCCAUGUGUUUGUUGGAAGUGGUGAAAUGUAACUCAACCCGUGUACUCAAGUACUUUGCGUAAGUACAAGCUUUAUGAGAAAGCUUUAUUUAGUUACUUUAUUAAUGAAAGUAUGUAAUUAAAACCCUGUUAUUAAAGCUUUCUGCUAUGUUAUACAUCAGACUAACAUCAAACACAUCAACACCUGAAACAAUGAGCAGAUUAAUAUUUUGACACAAAAUACUUUUUGCUUUAAAAUGAUUUUUUAUCCUUUUAAGGUUUUAAGAUUUCUUAACUACUGAAUUAAUGAAUUUUUUUUUAUAAUUUCUGAAGUUUUGACUAUAUGUUGAAGAUUGUGGAGGGGAUACUACAUUUGCAAUUUUCAUUAACAAAAAUCAUUCCAGGGAGUAAAAUGAUCAAAUGCUGAUAUCAUACAGGGUCAAAUCAUGGUAUGUGGGGAAAUUUUGUUAAUAAAAACUGUUUAAUAAUUAAAACAGAAAUAAAGAAAACACAAUAGAUGUUUGUCGAUUAUUUUAUUUUAAAGAUGCUUUACAGAUUUACAGACAUAUACAUGUUAACAUAGCAGAAAAAAGCUGCCUCUGGACUGGAAAAUCUACCUGAUGAAAAUAUUUCUUGUGACUGGCCUACUAUUUGUUAUUUCCUGGUAUAGAAACUAUUAGCAUCUCUCUAUAUAACCAGACUUUUAGCUCUUCAUGAGUUUUAUUGUGUUGCAGAGUGAUGAGCAGGCCUGCCAGAGGCCUUGAUGAAAUGGCAUACAGCCUUUGUAGAAUUGUUUCCUCAGAUGUUUACGUUACUUGUGGAUUGACAUUUUUAGUUUUGAACAACAUAAUCUGUACUCUUAUUGUGAAAUGGCAUACUUAUUGACUGUGUGAAAUAAAAUCUGAACAAAAAAAGGAAA
This is a messenger RNA of Oreochromis aureus, 1968 nucleotides long. Its product is annotated as serine protease 27-like. The record is from RefSeq and is a predicted model, not a curated record. The transcript is spliced from 6 exons. Lineage: Eukaryota; Metazoa; Chordata; Actinopteri; Cichliformes; Cichlidae. Bases 32 to 1102 code for a protein of 356 amino acids. Gene Ontology annotation, biological process: proteolysis. Gene Ontology annotation, molecular function: serine-type endopeptidase activity.